Messenger RNA from Ornithodoros turicata, 7924 nucleotides. Its product is annotated as unconventional myosin-IXa-like. Lineage: Eukaryota; Metazoa; Arthropoda; Arachnida; Ixodida; Argasidae. Gene Ontology annotation, molecular function: ATP binding; GTPase activator activity; actin filament binding. The record is from RefSeq and is a predicted model, not a curated record. Gene Ontology annotation, biological process: intracellular signal transduction. Gene Ontology annotation, cellular component: myosin complex; actin filament. The transcript has 41 exons. Bases 338 to 6001 code for a protein of 1887 amino acids.
AGUAGCGGAAGCACGCAUGCGUGCAUGAACUCAGGCGUUGACAAGUGGAAUCUGUGGCUGUUUUUCGGAAGUUGAACCGCGUCUUGGCCCGUGUUUUCGUGGACGACUUCAAGAACGUUUGCAAGAUAUGAUCCAGCCUUGUGUUCUUUGGCACUAGAAACAGGAAAAGUGCGUUCCGUUCAAAAAUGAGAGACCCACUAGCCUCGUUACGGAAGACGGACUACUAUGGACUGGAAACAUCAACAACUGUGCAGGCAGAAGACAUCAGAAAAAUGAACAUCCUGGCAAUGACUAGGAGCGAGCCGAGUAGAACGGCUGUGCGAGGGGCCUGAGGAGGAUGUCUCGUAAUCGUCACGUGCUCCAGGUGCACGUGGGGGCCUUCAGUGGCCUUUAUGAAGCCCUCUCCAUAGAGGCAAGCAAGCAGACGACAGCAGCAGACAUUAUCUCCUGCAUAGCGGAGAAGCUUGGCCUCCAGGCACCCAAUGAGUUGGAGCUGGCAGAAGUAGUGCAGAAUGCUAGUGGCGAAGAAUGUAAAGAACGGCGUCUGGGCCCCUCUGAAUACCCGGUGGCCCUGCAGCUCCUGUGGCCCCAGGAAGACACGCAUUGCUUUUCCCUGCGUAAGCGCCUGGGACCCCCCACCACCUCUCACCUGGAUCCAACACUGGACGCCCAGCUGCUGCGGGAUCAGUUCCUGCGCUUCCUCUGCUUCCAGCCGCGGGAUCGCGAGUACCCGGAUCUCUGCCAACUUCCAGAUCUCACGGAGAGGACGCUCCUCGAGAACCUGCGUGCGCGCUUCUCUAGAGGUUACAUCUACACGUACGUGGGGUCCAUCCUGAUCGCUGUCAAUCCGUUCAAAUUCUACCCGAUCUACAACCCAAAGUAUGUUGGCCUGUACCAGAACCGGCGAUUGGGUGACCUACCGCCACACAUUUUCGCCGUGGCAGAUGCAGCCUAUCAUGCUAUGUUGCGAGGACGAUCCAGUCAGUGCAUCGUCAUUUCAGGAGAGAGCGGUUCAGGCAAGACUGAGAGCACCAAUCUUCUUCUGCAUCACCUGACGGCUCUCAGCCAGAAGGGAUCCUACGGCCGGGGGGUCGAGCAAACCAUUCUCAGUGCUGGACCUGUACUGGAGGCUUUUGGAAACGCCAAGACGAAGCACAACAAUAACUCCAGCCGGUUUGGCAAGUUUAUUCAGGUGAACUACAGGGAGAAUGGGAUGGUGCAUGGGGCUGUCGUACAAAAGUACCUGCUAGAGAAAUCUCGAAUAGUAUCUCACGCGAAGAACGAAAGGAAUUAUCACGUCUUCUACUAUCUCCUUGCCGGAGCUUCGGACGCCGAGAAGAGGGAGCUACAUCUGACAGCUCCGGAAGAUUAUCAUUAUCUAAACCAAAGCCAGUGCUAUAAGGUAGAAGGAACGGAUGAAGCGUUUGAAUAUAUGAGGCUGACGCAAUCGAUGGAGAUGGUGGGCUUUUCCGCGGACAAACGGAAAAAACUAAUCCGAGUGCUGUCCGCUGUACUGCAUUUGGGAAACAUUGAGUUCAGCAAGAAAUCUACAUACCAUAGUGAUGAAGCGGUGCAAGUGAAGAAUCCCGAUGUCCUGUCACUUAUAGCAUCUUUGUUAGGGGUGAAAGAGGAAACGCUGAAUUCUGCCCUCACCACGAAACGUGCCAAAGCUCCCGGAGAGACGGUGGUCAUCAGCUAUAAGAUGCCAGAGGCCAUUGCAACGCGAGAUGCCAUGGCCAAGUGCCUGUACGGUGCCCUCUUCGACUGGAUUGUGAUGCAGGUCAACCAUUCCUUGCUUUCUGCAAAGGACUUUCGGGAACACAGGGGUAACAGCAUAGGUGUGUUAGAUAUUUUUGGCUUCGAAGACUUUGGCGACCACAACAGCUUUGAGCAGUUCUGCAUCAACUUUGCCAAUGAGCACCUGCAAAACUACUUCAACCAACACGUCUUCAAGUACGAACAGGAAGAGUAUCAGAAGGAGGGCAUCCAGUGGAAAAACAUAGAUUUUACGGAUAACACAUUAUGCUUGAGUUUGAUUGAAGGUCGACCACACGGCUUGUUGUGCCUGCUGAAUGAUCAGUGCAACUUUUCUGGAGCCACGAAUGCAAUGUUACUGCAGAAGUUUCAAAACCAGCAUAAAACCAAUCAAUUCUAUGAGGUGCCACAGAAGCGGGAGAAUGCCUUCUUGAUCAAACAUUAUGCUGGCAAAGUCAAGUAUCAAAUCAGGGAUUUCAAGGAGAAGAAUGUUGACCUUAUGCGGCCGGACGUAGUGAUGGUGUUAAAAAGCAGCAGUGUCGCACUGGUUCGUGAACUUGUGGGGGCAGACCCUGUUGCAGUGUUCCGGUGGGCAAUCCUGAGGGCGUUCUUCCGUUCUUAUUAUGCCUUUCAGCGGAGCUCUCGAGCUCGAACAAACGGUAACAUCAAGAGGAGCUUGACGUACAAGGGGAACGAGAGUCCAGCCUCACGACAGACGACGUCCCCACGCCGGCCAUUGAGUGCGGUGAACACGAGUCCCGGAAACAUAGGAAGCCGCACAUCGAUGUAUGGAGUGGAGUCUUUCCUCGGCGCCAACGAGGCUCGGGUGCUGGAACGGGCCAACCAGAUCUUGGUUAAAAACCGGCAUACCAGGACUCGAUCGAGAGUUGAUAAGGGCUUGAAGAACCUGCAGAGUGUAAAAACUGUCGUGGGUAGAACUCAGCAACAGCCUCACAGGACUGGACGCAAACAACCGCCCACAGUCACAGCACAGUUUCAGGUGUCGUUGCAUCACCUGAUGGAGGCGCUGGGCCAGGCCAACCCGUUCUUUGUGCGGUGUAUCAAAUCGAAUGCAGAUAAGGUGCCAUGCAUGUUUGAUGAAACAGUUAUACUGCAACAAUUGAGGUACACCGGGAUGCUCGAAACGGUUAGGAUACGACAGGCUGGCUACAGUGUUCGCCUGCCUUCUGAGGAAUUUAUUCAGAGGUACCGCGUUCUACUGCCACGAGGCCUCCUGAGCUCACGAAACGACAUCAGAGAUUUCCUCCUCCGAAUGAAUCUGGAUCGCAACAACUAUCAGAUGGGAAAGACGAAGGUGUUCCUGAGGGAGAGCGAAAAGCUGAAACUGGACGAGAACUUGCACCUGGAAAUCCUUCGCAGAAUCAUCACAGUCCAGCGCUACAUCAGGGUGUGGUUCUUGCGGAGGAAGUUUCUUCAGCUCAGGAGCACAGUCAUACGACUACAGGCUUACUCCAGAGGCCACCUUCUCCGACGCCAGCUGGCACAGCAGAAGAUGCAACACGAAGCUGCCACCGUCAUUCAGCGAGCGUGGAGAAGCUACCUCAACUCGCGCUGGUUUGUUCAGCUGCGGCACAGGGUCGUACCUUUCCAGGGUGCCUGCCGAGGCUACCUCGUACGGAACAGAAUAAAGAUGCAGCAGCGGGAAGAAUCGGUAGAAAAAUUCCGCACGUCAAGGUCCCGGGGCAGCGGCAGCCGUCUGUCGAACGGAAGGCUUUCGUCACGAGAGUUGAAGACGCAGCGGUCCAUUGACUCUGAGGAGAAUAGCGGCGUAAACGACGACUCGGAAAACGACAACCCCGUCUUUGAAGGGAGCACGGGAACAGCGUCGCCCCCAGUUUCACCCGUUCCAAGGGCUCCCUUAGCCAGGGAAGAGUCAACCUUUAGGGACAAGACUGCUCUGAUUCACAUGUUGAGCACAAGCGAAGCGAGCAACCUCCAGAUAAGAAGCAGGGAACCAUCAAAGAUGCCAAUAAGAAAGUGUCUGUCCGAGAUUGCGCAACCGGACAACGUGUACGUCAAGCAGGGCCCAGAGCAUCAGAAGAAGAGGGUACCCUCGGGGAACAACUACGCGGAAGAAAACGCCCACAAGGAAGGAGCGCUCCAUAAGGCUCGCAAACACUUCAAGACGUUCAUGGGCAGCAAGAAAGAGAAGAGCAGGGAAGACACGGACGAAUCGGGCGGGGAAGACGCCGUCGGGCCACGUGACUUGCCCUGCUCGGAACCGAUGCCCGAAUCGGCGAAACGUAGCGCACAUUUAUUGAAGAACACCAACGUGCGCUCCAAGGGCGAAGUAUGUGCUGUGUGCGAACGUGGCCUGACGCCGUUCCAGGCUUGCCAAAAAUGCACACGGUGCAAGACGCACGUUCACGCAAAAUGUUCGCACCUUGCCGAGAAGUUUGCGUGCAGACCUCCGCUGGAACAGCAAUCGAGGGUCGGCGGAAUGCCUCCGCAGCAGCAGCAGCAGAACAACAGCGGGGGAGCCGGCACGGGCACGUGGAAUGUGACCCGUACGGCUGAGUUCCGGGAUCCCGGCGACAUUCUCAUCACGGACGUGUCGGAGUUACGGAAUCUGGACACGUUUCUCGUCAAGAAGGCGGGACGACUCGGCGAGACGGGGAAGAAGAGGGCGUCGAAGGUGGACGUGGUGUUCCGCAAGGCGCUGAAGAAGUUCAAGUCGAACCUGAUCAGCACGUACUCGGCCGCGUCUCAGGACGGAACGUUGUGCCUUCAGUAUCGGGAUCUGACGGACCACUUUGUGCAAGUGCUGGAGUCUGUGAUUGCGCAGGAAGGGACGCCGGGAGGAGCAGAGUCGUUCCCGGUCACGAUGGCCGUGAAUGCGUUCCGCGGUUUUCUCGAUGAAUUUAGGAAUAUUUACAGGAGUGAGAACAAGCCCAAGGGGAAGAACAAGAAACGGAAGCGGAAAAAGAAAGUCAACCAAAUAGUGGAACACUGUGGCCACAUCUUUGCCAGCAUGGUAAUCAACAUUCCAACAUCCUGCGAAAUAUGCAGCAGCUCAAUGUGGCUCACUGAGAAGGGACUUGUGUGUCAAGGAUGCAAGCUAACAUGCCACAAGAAGUGCUACCAGAAGGUUACCUUGUCAUGCAAAGAUGUCUGUGUCCAACAGGGUCGCAAAGUAUUCGGAGUCAUAUUGGACCGCCUGGUGACGGAAGAAGUGCGGAUACCUCCGAUAGUGGAGCGGCUGAUAACGGCCAUCGAACUAAAGGGCCUUUACACGGAAGGCAUUUACCGUAAAUCGGGCAUCACCUCUAAGGUGGCGCAGCUGAAGCAAGAAAUUGACGAAAACCCAGAGGGUGUGGUUUUGGACCAGUACCCCGUUCACGUGCUCACUGCCACGCUGAAGGCCUUCUUCCGCGAGAUGCCGGAGCCUCUCAUGACAUCUGAGCUUUAUGAUAGCAUCCUUCUGGCUACAAACUUUCAAGACCCCGAAGAACAGGUUCAAGCAAUAUUUUUGGAGACGAAGAAGCUUCCACCGGCUCACUACGACCUAUUUGAGAGGCUCAUGUUCCACCUUGCCAGGGUGGCACAGCACCAGGAAUUCAAUCGUAUGUCUCCAGAAUCCCUGGCCAUAGUGUUUGCUCCUUGCAUUCUACGUACAAACAAGCAGCUUCAGGCACAGGACACCUUGGACUGCGUUACCAAGCAGACCAUAUGUGUGAAAUGCAUAAUUCAGGAACAGCUUCAUAAAGUGCAGACAACUCUGGCAGACAUUGACACACUUGACUCCGCUGUCAACACUGUUGUCACUCGCCUGAGCUCACUGCGAUCGUCACGGCUUCCACAUGUGCAGGAAACCAAUGGGAACCAGGUGGUCUCCACGAUUGGGAGGGAAGACGACGACGAAGAGGCGAUUCUCACCCAGCAGAUUGAGAACCUGCAAAAGGAGAAGGCACUGUUGACGACAGUACUUCCAACACUGCAGUUAGGCUACAGUGGUUCUGACGACGACCUCCUAAGCACAGACAUGGACAGCACUGCGGGUAGCCUGGAUGACAUUCGGCCGUGCGAUGACACAGCAGCUGCGGCAACUCAGACUGACGCGCGACACCACCCCAAAUCUCGAGUGAGCAUUCCCCUGAGGAGGCUACAGCCCCGGUUUUCGCCUCCCGACGCCGGUCCAGGCCUCUCGGAGUCUAAUGACACGACUGUGGUGUCCCUCUAUCACCGCAAGCCGUCAGACGCGGACGAGGAGGCCAUCAUGGUUUGACCCGUCGUGUCCAUUUCACGAGGGGGAAAGAAAAAAAAAAAAGGACAGUUUCGACCAGGUUGAUUACGCAGCAGUAACGGUUCGUCUGUUGUGCCGCCAGAACGUCAAGCACUCUGAAUGCAGUGUCGUUUCCUCGGCAUGAUACUCGGAGGGAGAUACCAUCCAGACAUUAGUCUGCACUCUGUGAUUCCUCGACUUUUAAAUGUGUCUCUCGACUGUCCUGCUGUUCAAAGUGAGAAGCCACGAUUCCAAAGUGGCGCGUCGAAGCAACGUGUGUCACCUUCCUUUUUUUUUUUUUAUUAAGGAUGUAUAUGUGAUUGGAAUUCCUGUGUGGGUUCCACUGCAUAGGCAAGUACGCAUCUUCCCCUUCCCUCUCGGGUACACGUGCACCUGUUGGCCGCAGGAGUGCACGAGCCGCAGGAUUUUGACUCCCGCAUUUGGACUUGCUUCCAGAGUUUUCGUGACUCAAAGUAACGUGCUUCCGUGUUGGAGAUGCUGGAUCGUAAAGCAAAGCAAGAUGGUCACGAUCUUCGAGGCUUUGACGUUUCCUCUCGUUUUUUUUUAUGGGAUCGUAUAGGACUUACGGAUCUUAACGAAGUAUUCACUGUAAGAGAAGUUACACAAACAACAUCCUACCGUCCUCAUUUAUGUGGGCGCCUCACCCUGUCAGUGUGAGUGGGUUGGUCCAGUGUCGCAGUCAGUAUUAGGAAACGCAUGCGGUGUUGCGUCCUGAGCUCUGCUUGUAUUUUCAGACGUUCAGUCUUUCUCUUUUAUUUUAUUUUUUUCCGGUAUAUGAGUAAUAUUUCGGUGACAUUCCCCAUUACUUUACAAACAGUUUUUAAUACGAUUCACUAGAAACGGAAGGGAAAGGGACAUGUUUGUGUCGGCUCUCAUGACAGGUUACGUUUCGGCAGUUCCUGGUCUUCCUUUCUGUUUUUAACUUCUGUAUUUACAGGUUCCUUUAUUUUUAUUGUUUGCCUUAUACUCUGAGGGAAAUGUAUCAUUAGGAACAUGACAGUUAAAAGAAGGCUUUACAGCCAUUUCUCUUUGCUAAGUGGGGUUCAGAUAACGAGAGAAAAAUCACUGGCCCCCCCAAACUAAACAGGGAUGUCAGUGCUUGUCCACAGUUUCAUGUAACUCGUUUGACGCAUCCGAAACAGCUCCGUUAAGAGCUGCGCUCCGUGCUAUGUGUUGUCAAUGCCAUAAAAACCAUUCGCCCAUCUAGUCAGAGCCAAUCAAAAAGUAAAUUCCCCCCGCAUAUAUUUAACUGAUCUGCCCAAGUAUGCUGUAUGUAGCCCACGUGUACUAGUUUUAAACGCAUGGACUAUCAGAGCCUCACUGCUACGUUCACAGCCAAAUGUAGUAGUUUCUUUUUUUUUUUUUUGGAAUGCCAUCGCUUGUAGAAUGGAAGAGAUGUUCUACGCAACUUGUGAUGCCAAAUGGUGCACACUGCAAGCAUGUACAAUAUUUACCCGCAGUACAUAUAGUAUGUACGGACUUGUUUUUUUUUUUCCUCUCUGCAGUGUUCUGGCACCCAACUUGCUACAAACUGAGAAGUACUCGACAGUGUCAAACCAGAAAGAUUUCUUAAGAAAAGUAUUUAUAUGUUGUAAAAAAAAAAAAGUGUUUUUGUUACUGUUUUAAAAGUUUUUUGCCGUCGGUGUGUAGAUGAAAGUGCCUUGAACGAGCUCGAAGGGCGCCGCACGGCCCGUAGUGGAGCUCUUUGCAUAAUGGUGUGUUUCACCGAGGCAACAUGUUGACCUGAUGUUUGCUUCCGAAUGUUUUUCAAACUCUAUUGUGUAAAAGUUAGCUCAUCAUGCAUUGUAUAGUUUUAUGUGUGUACAUUCUGUGCUCAACAUUUUGUACAAGGAACAGUGUUGUACUUUGUGAUGGCUUUUAAAAUUAAAUAAUGGAAGAACAAGA